This is a messenger RNA of Arxiozyma heterogenica, 1851 nucleotides long. It is a transcript of the gene CTK1, whose product is annotated as cyclin-dependent serine/threonine protein kinase CTK1. Lineage: Eukaryota; Fungi; Ascomycota; Saccharomycetes; Saccharomycetales; Saccharomycetaceae. Gene Ontology annotation, cellular component: nucleus; cyclin/CDK positive transcription elongation factor complex. The transcript has a single exon. The record is from RefSeq and is a predicted model, not a curated record. Gene Ontology annotation, biological process: positive regulation of transcription elongation by RNA polymerase II; protein phosphorylation. Gene Ontology annotation, molecular function: RNA polymerase II CTD heptapeptide repeat kinase activity; cyclin binding; ATP binding. The coding region runs from base 1 to 1851 and encodes 616 amino acids.
AUGCCAUAUAAUAAUAAUUUUUCAAGUUCUAAAUAUAGAGGUGGUAGGAGAUCGCAUCGCAAUGCCAACAAUACCAAUUUAAAUAGAGGUAGGAGAAACACACAUAACCCAUCAGCAUACCAGCAUGAACCAGCUACAUUAGAAAAUACAAAUCUCCUGUCUAAGUCACAAUCAAAAGAUUCAUUUACAUUUUCGAAUAAAAAAAGAAUACGUCCUGACAGCAUCAAUGGCGAUGAUGAUAUCUCUUCCAAUAAUGAUGAAGAUUCUGUGACCUUCCAUAAUAAUAAUAACAAUAUUACAAAUACGAAUAAGAAACGAAAUACAAAUACUUAUUAUAUGGGAAAUAGUAAGAUAACAUCUAGAUAUGAAACAAGUAAAACAGACUAUCCCAAAAGACAUUAUCAAACUAAGCCAGUAUCUCGUUAUGAAGGAUCUAAUAGAACUAGUUUAACCGAAUACUCUAAAAAUGCUUCUACGAAAUCGUCUACAUCAAAAAACACUAUAAAUAUCAAUUCUUUAGGUACAUAUAAAUCAAGAUUCGAUAAUACCACUCCAAGUAAUACAAUUUCAAAUAGGGAUAUUUCAAGGGAUAAAGAUACAGGAAAACAGAACAAAAAUACAAUUUUUAAUUUGCCAAAGGGUCCAAGAAGUAGUAGACAGAUACUCUCUCAAAGAUCCAAUUCUUCAGCAUCUCCAGUGACAUCAUCAACAGCACGGACAAUUCCCAAUAAAUCUCGUUAUAGUGGAAGUUCUAAGGUAUCUGGCACAGUUCGUGAAACUACUUGUUCUUAUCCCAAAUAUCAAACAAUAUCGUCUCAGGAGAGAUCUACUUCAGUAUACGAAAGGAUUUUACAAGUGGGUGAAGGUACAUAUGGUAAGGUAUAUAAAGCUAAAAAUACAUUAACUAGACAUCUUGUUGCAUUGAAAAAACUGAGGCUACAAAAUGAAAGAGAAGGAUUUCCUAUCACGUCGAUACGAGAAAUUAAAUUAUUACAAUCAUUUAAUCAUCCGAAUGUAUCAUCUAUUAGAGAAAUUAUGAUUGAAGGUUCAAGAACGAUAUAUAUGAUAUUUGAUUACGCUGAUAAUGAUUUGAGUGGGAUAUUAUUAAGUAAGAAUAUUAAAUUAAAGGAUUCACAAAGAAAACAUAUAUUUAAACAGCUACUAGAAGGAUGUUUUUAUUUACAUGAUAAAUGUCAAGUGAUUCAUAGAGACAUUAAAGGAUCUAACAUCUUGAUUGAUAAUAUGGGGAAUGUUAAAAUAACUGAUUUUGGGUUAGCUAGGAAAAUAAAUUUAGAUUCUAAAACAGAACUAUCACAAGGUUAUACUAAUCGUGUGAUAACAUUGUGGUAUAGACCGCCUGAAUUAUUAUUAGGUACUACUCAAUAUACUACCGAAGUGGAUAUGUGGGGGUGUGGAUGUCUUUUAUUGGAAUUGUUUACUACGUAUGCCAUUUUCCAGGGGUCAAAUGAGAUUGAAACCAUUACUAACAUAUUCAAACUUAUGGGGACGCCUAAUUUAACCAAUUUCCCAAACUUAUUUGAAAUGCCAUGGUUUUUCAUGGUUAUAUCAAAUAUUAAGGAAAAAUAUGAAUACCAAUUUGAUAACAAAUUUAAAGACAUUAUUCCAAGCUUAGAAUGUCUGAAAUUGGUCAAAGGUUUACUAGACUAUGAUCAAAAGAAAAGAUUCAGUGCGAAGGAGGCUUUGGAAUCCCCAUAUUUCACCGAAAAUCCCUUACCUGAACCAUUAAUACUUAAUGGAGAUGAAAGAGAGGGCGGAUGCCAUGAAUAUGAAGUAAAGUUAGCUAAGAAACAGCAGAAGGAAAAAGAAAAAGAAAAGUUGUUAAAAAAUUAA